AUGCGAGCCGCCAGCCCCAGACUCUGUACCCGCCUGCCCCAGACUCUACACCCCAUCCGCCUGCCCCAGUCUCUAUACCCCAGCCUGCCCCAGACUCUGAACCCCUCUGCCCUAGACUCUACCCCGAGCCGCCUGCCCCAGACUCUACACCCCAGCCGGCUGCCCCAGACUCUAAACCCCAACCGCCUGCCACAGUCUCUUCAACAGAGACGCCUGCCUCAGAUUUCUACACAUGAGCUGCCUGCCCCAGACUCUUCACCGGAGCCGCCUGCCCGAGACUCUUCACCGGAUCCGCAUGCCCAAGACUCUUCAUCGGAGCCGCCUGCCCCAGACUCUUCACCGGAGCCGCCUGCCCCAGAUUCUACACCCCAUCCGCCUGCCCUAGUAUUUACACCCCAGCCCGCCCAAGACUCUACACCCCAACCUGCCCUAGACUCUCAGCCCAAACCUCCUGCCCCAGACUCUCAGCCCAAACUGCCUGCCCCAGGCUCUGAGCCUGAGCGGCCUGCCCCAGACUCUGAUCCCAAGCCGCCUGCCCCAGAGUCUAUGUCUGAACUGCCUGCCCCAGACCCUUUAUGCAAGCCGCCUGCCCAAGACUCUUCACCCCAUCCGCCUGUCCCUGUAUUUACACCCCAGCCACCUGCCCCAGUCUCCGAGCAAGAACCGCCUGUCCCAGACUCCGAGCCCGAGCCGUCUGCCCAAUAUUCUACACCCCAACCGCCUGCCCCAGACUCUACACCAAUACCGCCUUCCACUGACUCUACACCCCAGCUGCCUAUCCCAGGCUCUACAUCGGAGCCUCCUGCCCCAGACUCUUCACCGGAGACGACUGCACAAGACUCUUCUCCGGAGCAGCAUGCCCCAGACUCUUCACCGGAGCCGCAUGCCCCAGAUCCUACACCCAGCCGCCUGCCCCAGACUCUACACCUGAGCGGCCUUCCCCAGACUCUACACCCAAGCCGCUUUCCCCAGACUCUUCACUGGUACCGCCUGCCCCAGACUCUACACCACAUCCGCUUGCCCCAGACUCUUCACCGGAGCCGCCUUCCCCAGACUCUACCCCAAUACCACCUUCCCCUGACUCUACACCCCAGCCGCCUUCCCCAGACUUUUCACCGGAGCUGCCUGCCCAAGACUUUACACCCCAGCUGCCUUCCCCAGACUCUACACCGGAGCCACCUUCCCCAGACUCUACACCGGAGCUUCCUGCCCCAGAAUCGUCACCGGAGCCGCCUGCCCAAGACUUUUUACCGGAGCCGCAUGUCCCAGAUUCUACAAAAGAGCUUCCUGCCCCAGACUCUACACCCCAGUCCCCUGCCCCAGACUCUACACCCCAGCCACUUCCCCCAGACUUUACACCCCAGCCGCUUUCCACAGACUCUUCACCCCAGCCACCUUCCCCAGACUUUUCACCGGAGCCGCCUGCCCAAGACUCUACACCGGAGCCACCUUCCCCAGACUCUACACCGGAGCUUCCUGCCCCAAACUCGUCACCGGAGCCGCCUGCCCCAUAUUCUACACCAGAGCCGUCUGCCCCUGAAUCAUCACCAGAGCCGCUUUCCACUGACUCUUCACCGGAGCCGCCCUCCCCAGACUCAAUACCCAUACCGCCUUCCCCUGACUCUACACCCCAGCCGCCUUCCCAAGACUUUUCCCCGGAGCCGCCUGCCCCAGACUCUACAACCCAGCUGCUUUCCCCAGACUCUACACCGGAACCGCCUUCCCCAGACUCUACACCGGAGCUUCCUGCCCCAGACUCUUCACCGGAGCCGCCUGCCCAAGACACUUCAUCUGAGCCGCCUGCCCCAGACUCUUUACUGA
Oryzias latipes (Japanese medaka) is the source of this 1821-nucleotide messenger RNA. Lineage: Eukaryota; Metazoa; Chordata; Actinopteri; Beloniformes; Adrianichthyidae. The record is from RefSeq and is a predicted model, not a curated record.